Molecule: messenger RNA, 600 nt
Organism: Condylostylus longicornis
Lineage: Eukaryota; Metazoa; Arthropoda; Insecta; Diptera; Dolichopodidae
Gene: RpS13
Product: 40S ribosomal protein S13
Exons: 3
Coding region: 71-526 (151 amino acids)
Biological process (GO): translation
Cellular component (GO): ribosome; nucleolus; cytosolic small ribosomal subunit
Molecular function (GO): small ribosomal subunit rRNA binding; structural constituent of ribosome
Source: RefSeq, a predicted model, not a curated record
CAUAAAUUGACUAAUAGAAAAAUAAUUUCCGUUUCAUUUUCUUUUCGGUAAAAACUAUCAAUUUGUCAAGAUGGGUCGUAUGCACGCUCCUGGCAAGGGUAUAUCCCAAUCAGCAUUACCAUACAGAAGAUCAGUUCCAUCAUGGUUGAAAUUAACUGCAGAAGAUGUAAAAGAACAAAUCAAAAAAUUAGGAAAGAAAGGAAUGACUCCUUCAAAAAUUGGUAUUAUCCUCCGAGAUUCCCAUGGUGUGGCGCAAGUUCGCUUUGUUAAUGGCAAUAAAAUUUUAAGAAUAAUGAAAUCAGUUGGACUCAAGCCAGACAUUCCCGAGGAUCUGUACUUUAUGAUAAAAAAAGCGGUGGCCAUCCGUAAGCAUUUGGAAAGAAAUCGCAAAGAUAAGGAUGGUAAAUUCAGAUUAAUUUUGGUUGAAUCCAGAAUUCAUAGAUUAGCACGUUAUUACAAAACUAAAAGUGUACUUCCCCCAAAUUGGAAGUAUGAGUCAAGCACAGCUUCUGCUUUGGUUGCUUAAUUUUAUGUUAAAAAGUACAUUUUAAAUUGUAAUUUUAAAAAGGUAAAAAUACACAACCGAAUGUGAAAAAACAA